AUGCCAUCAAGUUGUGGAAGUUACAUUACCAAGUGCAGUGGCAGUGUCCAAUCGAAGGCCUCCGAUGUGCGGGCGCUCAAGGAACGCGGCUACAUUAUCGGCAAAAAAAUCGGAAAAGGCUCUUAUGCGACAGUUGUGUCCGCUUUUUACGAAGAUUCGACCCACAAAGUGCCUCUCGCCUGCAAAAUCGUCGAUAAAUCGCGUGCCCCAUCGGAUUUCUUGAACAAAUUCCUGCCGCGCGAACUCGAAAUCAUCGUAAAACUCGAACAUCCGUACGUCAUUCAGAUCCACAGCAUCCUGCAACGCGGCUUGAAAAUCUUCAUCUUCAUGCGAUUCGCCGAAAAUGGCGAUUUACUCGAAUACAUCAAGAAAAACGGAUCCAUCGUCGAACACGGAGCCAAAUCCUGGUUCUACCAGAUGGUAAAAGGUCUCAAAUAUCUCCACAGUUUGGAAAUCGCGCAUCGCGAUUUAAAAUGCGAAAAUAUUCUCAUCUCGAAAAAAAUGAAUAUAAAAAUUGCUGAUUUUGGAUUCGCCCGAAGUUGUGUCGAUCAAACGGAAAAUCCAAUUUUAUCGAUGACUUUUUGUGGAAGCGCAGCCUAUGCAGCGCCUGAAAUAGUCAGCGGGCAUCCAUAUGACCCGAAAAUGGCAGAUGUGUGGUCUUUGGGGGUUAUUUUGUUCAUUAUGUUGAAUGCUUCGAUGCCGUUUGACGAUAAAAAUGUCAAGAAAUUGUUGAGUGAUCAAAAGACGAGGAAUUAUCGGUUUCGAUCGAGCAUUGAGGAGAAGUUGACGACGAAAUGCAAGUCGUUGGUGCAGUUUAUCUUGGAUCCAGAUGUCACGACGAGAUGGGGUUUGGCACGCAUUGAGAUGUCAAGGUGGUUCAAGGAUAGCGUGGUUAUAUCGGAGGGGGUUCCGAAUUGA
Molecule: messenger RNA, 918 nt
Organism: Culicoides brevitarsis
Lineage: Eukaryota; Metazoa; Arthropoda; Insecta; Diptera; Ceratopogonidae
Gene: Tssk
Product: testis-specific serine/threonine-protein kinase 1
Exons: 1
Coding region: 1-918 (305 amino acids)
Biological process (GO): intracellular signal transduction; protein phosphorylation
Cellular component (GO): cytoplasm
Molecular function (GO): protein serine/threonine kinase activity; ATP binding
Source: RefSeq, a predicted model, not a curated record